Tuber aestivum (summer truffle) is the source of this 757-nucleotide messenger RNA. The record is from the annotation of a GenBank genome assembly. Lineage: Eukaryota; Fungi; Ascomycota; Pezizomycetes; Pezizales; Tuberaceae.
CUCUCUGGCGGGUUUCCUUACGGACAUUUAACCUCUAUAUCCGGUGCUUCGGCGACCGGAAAAUCUCUUGUCCUCCUCCUUAUCCCCAUUCCGUUCGGCCCGUGGACUGACGAAACGUGAGAACAAAAAAUAGAUAGCAAUGCAUUCCCUGACCACCCACCUCCUACUUCACUGCAACUCUUCCGCCGCGUGGGUUGACACCCUGGGAACCUUCUCCCCAAGCCUCCUGCAGCAAGUCGUCUCAUCGCGGACAAACAAUGAUAGCAAAACCACAUCCAGCAUUCUCGACCGCGUACAGAUCAUGCGCGUCUUUGACAUCCACGGCCUAAUCGAAGCCGUAGACGAGCUCCGCACCGGCCACCUCGACCGUGAGAGGCACCAGCGCGUGGUAAACGAUAGCGAGGACGAAGCCUCUGAGGAGGAGGAACUCCCGCCAGAACCCUUCAACGGCACCCGAGCAAUAGUAAUAGAUACGAUAUCCCAGCCAAUAACUUCACUAAUGACUGCAGGCCCCUUACAAGCGCAGGCAAGUAUGGUAGGAGUAGCACGCUCCCUCUCAGACCUUGCGAGGAGGUACAACAUUUGCACGCUGUUACUCAACACCGCAGUUUCGAAGCCGACGAAAGGCCCGGACGGUGGACAACAGACAUAUACGCACACUCAGGAGGACAACCUCCCGAGUGCCUUUUCCGCCGCAGCGAGUAAGCCCGCUCUUGGGAAUGUAUAUGCGCAUUGCGUGGACGUUAACAUCCUACUC